Verticillium alfalfae VaMs.102 is the source of this 2841-nucleotide messenger RNA. RefSeq names its product pre-mRNA-splicing factor ATP-dependent RNA helicase prp22. Gene Ontology annotation, molecular function: RNA binding; ATP hydrolysis activity. Gene Ontology annotation, biological process: spliceosomal complex disassembly. Bases 1 to 2841 code for a protein of 946 amino acids. NCBI's taxonomy places the organism in Eukaryota, Fungi, Ascomycota, Sordariomycetes, Glomerellales, Plectosphaerellaceae. The transcript is spliced from 2 exons. Gene Ontology annotation, cellular component: catalytic step 2 spliceosome; intracellular anatomical structure. The record is from RefSeq and is a predicted model, not a curated record.
AUGUUUGACGCCGGGGUCAUGCCACCACCAAAUCAACGGCCGCAGCGGCAGAAGAAGAGGAUGACUUCACCAGAAAGGUGGGAGAUUCGGCAACUGAUCGCAUCAGGCGUCGCAAAGGCCUCUGACUACCCUGACCUCAACGAAGACUACAAUGCAACGUUGCGUGGCGAUGGCGAGAUGGAACUCGAGGAGGAGGUCGAUAUCGAGGUUCGCGAGGAGGAGCCCCCGUUCCUGGCCGGACAGACUAAGCAGUCCCUUGAGCUGUCGCCGAUCCGCGUCGUGAAGGCACCGGAUGGCUCAAUGAAUCGCGCAGCCAUGUCAGGCACUGCACUCGCCAAGGAACGGAAGGAGUUGAAGCAGCAAGAAGCAGAGGCUGCAGCGCAAGAGGAGAACAAGGUUGAUCUCUCCACACAAUGGAACGACCCCAUGGCCGACCCCGACAAGCGCAAGUUUGCCAGCGACAUGAGAAACGCGAGACAGCAAGCGCCCAAACCCGAUGCCGUCCCGGAAUGGAAGCGUGCUGUGCAGCCCAAAGACCAGUCGUUUGGCAAGAGGACAGACAUGAGCAUGAAGCAGCAGCGGGAGUCUCUGCCUGUCUUUGCUUUCCGCCAAAAGUUCCUCGACGCCGUCAACGACCACCAGGUCAUGGUUGUCAUUGGAGAGACAGGCUCUGGCAAGACUACUCAGCUCACACAAUACCUGGCUGAAGGUGGUUUCGCCAAUCAUGGUGUCAUUGGAUGUACGCAACCGCGUCGUGUAGCUGCCAUGUCUGUCGCCAAACGUGUGGCGGAAGAAGUCGGCUGCCCCUUGGGUGAAGAGGUGGGCUACACCAUUCGAUUUGAGGACCGGACCAGCCCGGCAACGAGGAUCAAGUACAUGACGGAUGGUAUGCUUCAGCGUGAGAUCUUGGUCGACCCCGAUCUGAAGCGGUACUCGGUCAUCAUGCUUGACGAAGCGCACGAACGUACCAUCUCGACUGAUGUGUUGUUCGCUCUGUUGAAGAAGACGAUGGCCCGCCGCAAGGACCUGAAAGUCAUUGCGACAUCAGCAACUCUCGACGCCGAUAAGUUCUCCUCGUACUUUAACGGGUGUCCUAUCUUUACGAUCCCUGGUCGAACCUUCCCCGUCGAAGUCUUGUAUUCUCGCGAACCGGAAUCCGACUAUCUCGACGCAGCUCUGGUCACGGUGAUGCAGAUUCACCUCACAGAGCCGCCUGGAGACAUCUUGCUCUUCUUAACUGGACAGGAGGAAAUCGACACAUCGUGCGAGAUUCUAUUUGAGCGGAUGAAAGCUCUAGGACCGAACGUACCUGAGCUGCUCAUCCUUCCCGUUUAUUCCGCUUUGCCGAACGAGAUGCAGAGUCGCAUUUUCGAUCCGGCACCGCCGGGCUGCCGGAAGGUCGUCAUCGCCACCAACAUCGCAGAGACGUCCAUCACCAUCGACAAUAUCUACUUUGUCGUUGACCCCGGAUUUGUCAAGCAGAACGCCUACGACCCCAAACUCGGCAUGGACUCUCUUGUCGUCACCCCUAUUUCACAGGCUCAGGCCAACCAAAGAGCAGGCCGAGCAGGACGUACCGGCCCCGGCAAGUGCUUCCGUCUGUACACCGAAGCAGCCUAUCAAUCUGAGAUGUUGCCCACAACGAUUCCCGAAAUCCAGCGCCAAAACUUAUCGCACACGAUUCUCAUGCUCAAGGCUAUGGGCAUCAACGACUUGCUUCAUUUUGACUUCAUGGACCCACCUCCAAUCAACACCAUGUUGACAGCUCUUGAAGAGUUGUAUGCACUUAGUGCGCUAGAUGACGAAGGUCUUCUGACCCGUCUCGGCCGCAAAAUGGCUGAUUUCCCUAUGGAGCCUUCGCUUGCGAAGGUCCUGAUCAUGUCAAUCGACAUGAACUGCUCAGCCGAGAUGCUCAUCAUUGUCGCAAUGCUCAACCUGCCGAACGUGUUUUACCGUCCCAAGGAGAAGCAGACACAAGCCGACCAGAAGAAGGCCAAGUUCCACGACCCCGCUGGCGACCACCUGACCCUCCUCAACGUCUACAACUCCUGGAAGCAGUCGAGCUACUCAAGUCCUUGGUGCUUCGAGAACUUCAUCCAGGCCCGCUCAAUGAAGCGAGCCAAAGAUGUCCACGAUCAGCUUGUCAAGAUCAUGGACCGAUACCGUCACCCUGUCGUCAGCUGCGGACGCAACACACAGAAAGUCCGACAGGCACUCUGCUCGGGCUUCUUCCGCAACGCCGCGCGCAAGGAUCCGCAGGAGGGGUACAAGACGCUCACUGAGCAGACGCCAGUUUACCUGCACCCGAGCUCGGCCUUGUUCGGCAAGCAAGCUGAGUGGGUGAUUUAUCACACACUAGUACUCACGACUAAAGAGUACAUGCACUGCUCAACAUCUAUUGAGCCCAAGUGGCUCGUGGAGGCGGCACCGACGUUCUUCAAGGUGGCGCCGACGGACAAGCUGUCGAAGAGGAAGAAGGCGGAGAGGAUCCAGCCGCUGUACAACAAAUUUGCUGGGGAGGACGAUUGGCGUCUCAGUGCGCAGAAGAAGGGGGGACGGUCUGGAGGCGGUGGGAGCUUGUCACAUCGCAGGUUCUAUAACCCGUGUCUCCAAUAUGUAAGCCGUUGUCGAAGUAUCCUGAUGAUACGAGCAAUAGGUCUCAUCGCUUGCGUCGCGGCAUUGCCAUCGAUGCUAAAAUCGAGCCGUGCCUAUAUUUACAGGGUGACGAACGCGAACAACACCAGGGAAGCCUGUCAUGGGCUGAGAGCAAGCAGGACGGAAGCCGUGCCAAUCGAAGAGCUGUCUGUGGGCGACUCUGCUGGGUAUUUCCCGCUUUGUUGA